Aspergillus eucalypticola CBS 122712 is the source of this 1158-nucleotide messenger RNA. RefSeq lists its product as uncharacterized. The transcript is spliced from 2 exons. The coding region runs from base 1 to 1158 and encodes 385 amino acids. The record is from RefSeq and is a predicted model, not a curated record. Lineage: Eukaryota; Fungi; Ascomycota; Eurotiomycetes; Eurotiales; Aspergillaceae.
AUGUUGCUUCGGAUUCAAGCCGUUGUUCUGAACAAUCGCCAGAGAAUUCUUGAGGCGUAUAUCGAUGCAGGCGUUAACCCCGAUAUUGUAUCAGCAGGACACGGAAUGGGGUCACUACUAUUUAUAGCCGCUAUAUCUAAUUAUUCUGAUAUGGUUGAAUUUCUAUUCCAGAAGGGGGCCGAACCCCGGCGAAGGCCGGAGCUCCCGUCAGAAUGGUCUAUGUUGGAUGAGGUGGGGCUAUAUAUCCACGCGGAGAAGCCGGUAGAUAAUUGGGGAAAAACGAUGUUAUCAUUCCUUCAACUCGGUGUCAUUUUUUCAGAACUGAUAGUGGCUCGGCAACUAUGUGGCAUUCCAAACGCCCCACAUUUUCUUGAGGUUGCACUCAGGAAUGGCCUGGAUAUCCAUCGCACAUGGAGAGGCAUAUCUUUGCUCCACAUUGCUGCUGGAAGUGACAAUCGUCAACUGUUGAAGACUAUACUCUCCCAUGCACCAGAACAAUUACACGCCCAAGCAAUUCUUGAUUCGACGAGAUACCCCAUCAGACACCAACCGGCCCUAGACGUAGCAAUUUCUAGUGGUAUCACGAUGAAUGUUGGGUACUUACUCGACGUGGGAAGCAAGCCAACCUUUUAUUCCCUAGAAGACGCAAUCCAAAUAUGCAAAACGGGACGCGGCGGGGAUAGAGUGGAAUUUCCAUACGAAAGUCCAGGAUGGAGAGCAUGGAAGCUUCUAUGGGUUGGUUAUGUGCAGAGAAUGGCAAGCAAGCUUGAUCUUGACAGCGUGGAGGCCGCUUCGACUCUUGAGAAGAUUUUGCGUGAUGAGGCGUGGUCUGAUGGAAGUUUAUAUCUGCCUGCUUUAUUCCGGAAGAUGAGUCGGCGUAGCCGGUUGCUCUAUGCGCGCAGGCUUGAUUUCAGGAGAUAUGAAGUGAGAUUAACUGUAGCGAGAAUAAAACUUCAGGAGCUGGAGGACAACCUUGACCGGUUGAAGCCUAGUUGGUGGCAGGCUUUGGAUCGAAGAGUAUCCAGAGAUAGGUCUAUCAACCUUAAGAUCAUCCAGGAACUUGAGAAAGCGAAAGAACGUGACUAUGUUGAACAAAAAGUGAAAGGGCUUGAAAAGAUUCUGGAACCGAGGCACGAGGCUGCCGUGGAUUUGCCAUAG